Molecule: messenger RNA, 1083 nt
Organism: Zasmidium cellare ATCC 36951
Lineage: Eukaryota; Fungi; Ascomycota; Dothideomycetes; Mycosphaerellales; Mycosphaerellaceae
Exons: 3
Coding region: 1-1083 (360 amino acids)
Molecular function (GO): nitronate monooxygenase activity
Source: RefSeq, a predicted model, not a curated record
AUGGCAUCACCGCUGACCACACCGCUCACCACCUUCUUGGGUGUUAAGCAUCCGAUCAUGUUAGCCGGCAUGGACCAGGUCGCUGGCCCAAAGCUCGCCGCAGCUGUCACAAAUGCAGGCGGUUUCGGCACAGUCGGUGGCGCUCGAUAUACGCCAGCAAUGCUAAAGGAGAUGCUCACCGAGCUCAAAGAAGAAUUGAACGACAAGAACGCACCCUUCGGCGUGGACCUGCUGCUUCCACAAGUCGGCGGCUCUGCUCGCAAGACGAACUACGACUACACCAAAGGCCACCUCGAUGAACUGCUGCAGAUCGUCAUUGACAGCGGCGCGAAGCUCUUCGUGUCUGCGGUCGGUGUGCUGCCGAAGUCUGCAGUUGACAUGCUGCACAAGGCCAAUAUCCUUGUCAUGAACAUGAUAGGCCACCCGAAGCAUGUGCACAAAGCUUGUCAGGCUGGCGUCGACAUCAUCUGUGCCCAAGGCGGUGAAGCUGGUGGCCACACCGGUGACAUUGCGAGCAUGGUUCUGAUUCCAGCAUGUGCAGAUAUCUGCAAACAGUAUACUUCUCCGUUGACUGGCAAGCCAGUCACUCUUGUAGCUGGUGGUGGUAUCAACGACGGCAGGAGCGUCGCAGCUGCACUGGCGCUUGGAGCGAGUGGUGUUUGGGUCGGAACCAGAUUCAUCCCUUCUGUAGAAUCGAAAGCGCCGGACAACUGGAAGAAACAAGUCAUCGAAGCUGGAUAUGACUCCGUGCUCAAGCUGACGAUUUGGACCGGACGCCCUCUUCGAGCGCUUCGCAACCCCUAUCUUGACCAUUGGAACAAGUACCGGCAGGCUGAGAUCGAAGAGCUCACCUCGAAAGGCAUACUGCCGCUUGAACAUGAGCUUGACAAACUGUACAAAGAUGGCAGCCUCACGGACGAAAUUCAGGAACAGGUCGCUUUGAGACCUGCCGGCGUUGUGGUUGGUUCUGUCAACAAGCCCAACCAAACUGCGGCCGAGAUAGUGAAAGAGCUUGUCACAGAGGCCGUUGAAUCCCUCUCGAAGUCUAGCCGUUUUGUCAGUAGUACCAGCGCAAAGCUCUAA